This is a messenger RNA of Siniperca chuatsi (mandarin fish), 1609 nucleotides long. It is a transcript of the gene bloc1s5, whose product is annotated as biogenesis of lysosomal organelles complex-1, subunit 5, muted. NCBI's taxonomy places the organism in Eukaryota, Metazoa, Chordata, Actinopteri, Centrarchiformes, Sinipercidae. Gene Ontology annotation, cellular component: transport vesicle; BLOC-1 complex. Bases 335 to 799 code for a protein of 154 amino acids. The record is from RefSeq and is a predicted model, not a curated record. The transcript has 5 exons.
CCACGGCCUCGUACCCGGAAGUAGUAGUAAAUAUUUACACUGCGGUCAGCUGACUUCCAUUCGCCUGACUACAAUUAAAAAAAGACCAUUGCAAUUCUUUCAUAAUGUAGCUGAUAUGUAUGACUACAGCAUUAAAGGAUAGGCUACGUUAAUGACUGAUGUUUUAGUUCUGCUUAGUUUGCUCUUUCGCUUUCACAAUUAGCCGCCAGCUAGCUUCGCAUUUGGAAUAUUUAGAAAGUGAUUAGCAGCUAGUAGCUGGUUGAGCUACCUGCUCCAAAGGAAACAACAGUUUGAUUUAUCUACUAAAACCAACGUUUCAGCGGGGUUUGUAAUAAUGGACAAGAUUGCUCAAGAUGUGGGUGAUAUCCAGUCCCGACUGUUAGACCACAGACCAGUCAUCAGUGCAGAGAUCCGCUACUUUGUGAGAGAGUUUGAGGAAAAACGUGGACACAGGGAGAGCAGACUGCUGGAGAGCCUCGAUAAAAUGGUGCGGGAAGCAAAUGAGCAAAUGCUGCCCACAAAUUUAGAGGACAUGAACCAGCAGCUGUGUGACAUCACUAAACGGUUGGAGGCUGCUAAUCACAUGGUAGAGAGAGUCCAGCAGAGGGAGCUAGAGGCACAGCAGAGCACCCAGCUGCAGGCGAACAUGGAGCGUUUGAAAGAUGAGUGGGCGGAGUUUCUGAAGGAGCAGCAGAGAUUAAAGGAGGAGGUGGAUGAGGAGCACGCCAAGGCUGUUGGACAACUGAGCGCUCAGUACACGGAAAAGAAUAAGGACUUGACCAAGUUUCCACCCCUCUAAUCAUUUGAUGUUUGUGAGGGUGUAAGCGAACAAACACACACUCUCUUAUUACAUGAACGCUUGUGUUUUUUAUGGAUAUGGACGUCUGUUCUGCACGUGCAAAACAAAGUUAUUGGCUUUCAUUGCUGUACUUGGUGGUUGGCAUAAAAAAAGGUUUUGCUGCUGCACAAACAUUUUCCAAAUCAUAAAUAUGAAAGUGUUAUUAACAAUGUUGCAUUUUCACAGGCCAGCAAACUCGCAAUUUUCUGUCUUUAGCACAUGGAAUUUUCCCGGCACCUAAAAGGCCUGGGACAUGUCGUUUUUAAACAAGCAGCAUUCGAUUGCUCCUUGGCCAUGAAGUUUUCAGCAUUUCAAGAUUUUUAAUGGAUGCCUGCCCGAAGGGUGCUGAUGAUAAAUUUGCAUCAGCCUCAAGUUGAAAGGAGCCCAGAGUUUGGCACUAAGGCGAGAUAUUCUUAGCACUGAAAGCGAGAUCAUUAAAAUGGUAGAAAAGCCCUUCUGAGCAGGUGUGUUUAAAGCACAGGUCAAGUGUUGUAGAAACGAGCUCAAACAAAGCCAUUUCCAGAACAAGCCAUCCCUCACCAGCUCUCCUGUGUUUAGAACAUUUGACCUCUGACUUUAACUUCAAGUAAACCAACAGUCUAUGAAGUAACUUUCAUUAUAAAGGGCCUUUGCUGAAACCCAUUUGAGUGAUCAGCAGCAGCUGUUGUUUGUUUGCUUUGCCACUGCAAAUCAGAUUUUAACAACUCACAAAUCCAAUAAUUUAUUGCUGUUUAAACAGGAAAAAAACAUAAAUCAGAUUUUGGUCUUCUG